UUUUGUUUACACCCAAAUUCCAGGCAAAUUUCUUUAUCAACAGAUCGAAAUCCCAAAAUAGGUGUUGUUAUCAUCUGAUUUCAAUUAAUACGACAAAAGAUCCUAUCCUUCGAUUCUGCUGUGUUUCAGGAAGCAAAACAGAUUAUACAUACACACAGAGAAUUUAUGAUGGGAAAAGAGUUGAAAUUUGACAGAUGGGGUUAUGAAGUGAAUACUAGUUCAGAUGCUUGUUUAUCUGCUAUCAAUUCUUACUAUCUUGAGGUUCUCAGUUAUGGAAGAAAGAGGUCAGUAAUAUUGGAAGCUCCGAUAAAUGAUCCAAAAUGCGUUCUGGGGAACAUUUUAGCUGCUCAUUUUCUCUGCUCCUCAGACCCUUCUCGUGCUCUACCACUAAUCGAUGCUGCCAAGUCCGGUCUUGAACAUGCUAGUUCAUAUGAGAAAGCGGUGUUUGAUGCCUUGUACUAUUUAAUUUCGCCGGAUAGAGAUGAUGAUGUGGCGGUGGAGCUACAUUCUAAGCUAUCACAAGAUUUUCCUAAAGAUCUUGUAUCUGUAAAGAGGGCUCAAGUGUUAUGCUUUUACAUGGGUCGACCUGAUUUAUCCCUGAAACUUGUAGAACAGGUCCUAACAAUAAAUGAUCAAGAAAAUUACAUACAUGGAAUGCUUGCCUUUCCAUUAUUAGAGCUUGGUCAAAUGGAAGCUGCAUUGAAAGCUGGAAAGAAGGGAUUUGAAAUCAACAAGGAUGAUCCGUGGGCGCAACAUGCUCUUUGUCAUGUAUAUCAGUACGAGUGUCAUUUCAAGGAAGCAGUGAAUUUCAUGGAAGAAUGUGCAAGAUCGUGGAGUUCAUUGUCAUCUUUUAUGUAUACGCAUAAUUGGUGGCAUGUUGCUCUAUGUUACUUGGAAGGUCACGCUCCUAUGGAGAAAGUACGAGAGGUUUAUGACCAGCAUAUAUGGAAGGAACUGGAAAGAAGUGAUGCUGUGCCUGCAGAAGUAUACUUAAAUGCUGUCGGUCUGUUACUGCGUGUGCAUGUACAUGGUGGACUCGAUAUAUUUGAGGACCGUCUGAAGAUCUUAGCUAUUUGUCUGAAAGAUAGAGCCUUUUGGUACCUCGAGUGGCACCUGGAUAUCUUGAUACUGUGGGCCUUAUCAUUUACGGGAGAAUUUGCUGAAGCAGAAAAUCUAUUAGAAGGCUUAAAAUUCAGGAUUUCUACAAUGAACAAGAAGAAGCAGCAGUUGAUGCAGAUUGGAGUUCAGCUUGCAGAAGCACUCUGCGAGUAUGGGAAGGGUGAGAAUGAAAAGGCAUUGGAAUUUCUUGGACACAAAUUCGAUGUCCUUAAUUGUAAGAUAAUUGGGGCAUCAGAUGAACAACUCGACGUAUUUAAUGAAAUAUGGAUCAGUUUGCUUCUAAGUACUGGACAAGCAUCGCUAGCUAUCCAAGCCAUCGAAAAACAGUUGAAGAAACGAGAACGUGCACCAUUCUUGUGGCGCCUCUUGGAGAAAGGUUAUUCAAUAUUAGGAAGGCCGGAAGCUGCAAGCUUUCGCGACAAAGCUAGCGUGCUAGAGGCCUCACAUUUCACUUAACCGAGAUUAAUAGAGCAGGAUCCUUGGGUACUAUGCUUAAGGAGGUCAAAAAAUAUGUUAUCCCACUUAAUUGCUGUUGAUGAUAGUGUUCUCUAUGUUCUAAACUUGCAUCAUUUGCUCUCAUUUGCUGUUUUCUAUGAUUUUUUUUUUUU
Olea europaea var. sylvestris is the source of this 1727-nucleotide messenger RNA. Its product is annotated as tetratricopeptide repeat protein 38. Bases 166 to 1575 code for a protein of 469 amino acids. The transcript is spliced from 14 exons. Gene Ontology annotation, molecular function: protein binding. Lineage: Eukaryota; Viridiplantae; Streptophyta; Magnoliopsida; Lamiales; Oleaceae. The record is from RefSeq and is a predicted model, not a curated record.